AUGGAGAAACUUCCAAUCAACAACAACAACAACAGGCGAUUCGAUGGUAUUACCAUUAUACGCAUCGUUGUUUUGGCAUUUAUAGUAACUGUAUCGACAUAUUUCGUCAACAGCUACACAUGCAAUCAACCACACCAUAAUCACUCGACCAGACCAAGUCAUUAUUUGUCGAUAAAUGGUACCAACGGGAUGUUGAGCAAUUGCGAUUCGUCGCAUAAUAAAGGCGCAGUUGGUCAUUAUAACACCACAGUGUCUCUUGAAAGAAGAGCUGACGAAAAUAAUUCAACAACAGGUGGGUUAUUCUCCCUGACUUCAUCGUCUACAUUCAUAUUUACUACAUCUUCGUCGUCUUCUUCUACAUCCCAACAAUCAAGUUCAACUCCACAAUCAACAUCUACCAGCUCAUUUGUUGCGACAACUUCAUCGUUCCAACAGGUAUCAUCAGAGACUUCAACUCCCGACACAAGCACCGAGUUUUCUACUAGUUCAUUUUCUGAGGCUCCUACUACCUCGUCAACUAGUUCUACAUCACAAUUUAGUAGCUCGCCCGAGGAAACUCGUAGCACCCCGACUAGUACUUCUUCCACGUCAUCAUCGUCAUCAUCUACAUCAAGUCCUGCAACAACAUCAGUUUCUCAACAGGUGACCACAUUCAGCUCUGUUGAUAAUGGAAAGACUGUUGUUGUGACGAGAACGUCUGUGAUCUCAAGUCUGCCAACAGCCUCCAACAACAACAACAACAAUAAGAACAGUGAUAACGGAGGUGGUUUAUCCCAUACAAACAGGAUUGUUGUGGGUGUGGUUGUUGGGGUCGGUGGCUCUAUAUUACUUGGUUUGUUGGCCGUUUUAUUUUACUUGAGAAAGAGAAACAACCGUGAUUAUGAAGGUGGCUGGACUUUCUGGAGAAAGAAUGAGAAAUUGGGAAGUGAUGAGUUUUUCAAUGGCGAAUUGGGGGUCAGAGACAGAAACAUUAAUCAAGGAUCAAAUUUUUAA
Candida dubliniensis CD36 is the source of this 993-nucleotide messenger RNA. It is a transcript of the gene DFI1, whose product is annotated as Dfi1p. The transcript has a single exon. The record is from RefSeq and is a predicted model, not a curated record. Bases 1 to 993 code for a protein of 330 amino acids. NCBI's taxonomy places the organism in Eukaryota, Fungi, Ascomycota, Pichiomycetes, Serinales, Debaryomycetaceae.